This is a messenger RNA of Sphaerodactylus townsendi, 2966 nucleotides long. It is a transcript of the gene TUT1, whose product is annotated as terminal uridylyl transferase 1, U6 snRNA-specific. Gene Ontology annotation, molecular function: RNA binding; zinc ion binding; poly(A) RNA polymerase activity. Gene Ontology annotation, cellular component: mitochondrion. The coding region runs from base 50 to 2443 and encodes 797 amino acids. NCBI's taxonomy places the organism in Eukaryota, Metazoa, Chordata, Lepidosauria, Squamata, Sphaerodactylidae. The transcript is spliced from 10 exons. The record is from RefSeq and is a predicted model, not a curated record.
UUUUUUUACCCCACACAGCAAACGGAACGAAAGGGGAAGUUUUUAGAGGAUGGACCCAUCUCGGGUCAUGCGGGUGGAGAAGGCGGGAAUGGCGGAAUCCAUGCAGGAAGAUUUGGAAUCUCUGGCCCGCGGGGGCUUUCGGUGUCGCCUCUGUCACGUGACGGUGGCCAAUAAACCCAGCCUGGAUGAUCACCUUCGAGGGAAGAAACACCAGCGUCUGGAAAGCCUCCGCUCAGUUCGCCAGGCCCAAGAGCUUCGCAGUGUUUUUGUCAGCGGCUUCUCCAAGGGGACACCAGCCUCAGAGCUGAGCGACUACUUCCAGGCCUAUGGGGAGGUCAUCAAUGUGGUGAUGGACAAGGAUAAGGCCCCCCAGGGUGUCUAUGCCAUUGUCGAGCUACAGGACAAGGAGGUCCUGGAGAAGGUGCUGGCCCAGCCCCAUCACAGCCUGGGGGGUCAGAAGCUGCGUGUCAAGCCCCGGGAGAAGAAAGACUUCAAAUACACCCAGCCCAGGAAGCAGGGGUCUGCCAAGCGAGAGCAGCUGAGCCCCAAGAAAUUGGCACAAGAACUGUGCCAAGCCGAUGAUGUGGAUGCCCAGAUGUCUCUGCUGGUGCAGCAGUUUGAGUUUUCAGAGGGGGAACGGCGUCUGCGGGAUUUGCUGGUCACUCUCUUCCAGGAAGUAUUCUUAGAAUUUUUCCCUGGCUCCGCCAUUCUUCCCUUUGGCUCCUCGGUGAACGGCUUCGAUGUCUCUGGAUGUGACCUGGAUUUGUUCCUAGACCUUGAGAAGACCAAAAAAUUCCAAGCUUCUACCAAGAGUCCUGCUGAGCCCCUGGCUGAGGAUGUAGCCAGCCCUGAGCCAGACUCACACUCAGAGGAUUCAAUCUUGAGUGACAUUGACCUUGCCUCAGCCACGACGCCUGAGGUUCUUGAGUUGGUCGCCACUGUGCUACAGAAGUGCGUCCCAGGUGUCCACCAUGUCCAGGUUGUGCCAAACGCCCGUCGUCCGGUUGUCAAGUUCUGCCACAAGGAGUCUGGCCUGCGUGGGGACAUCUCCAUUGAUAACAAGCUGGCGCUCCGCAACACACGCUUCCUGCAGCUUUGCACCGAGACAGACGAGCGGGUGAGGCCAUUGGUUUACGCUGUGCGCCACUGGGCAAAGCAACAGGCAUUGGCAGGGAACCCAUUUGGUGGUGGCCCCCUCCUCAAUAACUAUGCUCUGACUCUGCUGGUGCUCUUUUUCCUGCAAACCCGCAACCCUCCAGUCCUCCCCACAGUUGCCCGCCUGAAGGAACUGACAGAGAAUGAGGAACAAACCGUGGUGGAUGGCUGGGACUGCAGCUUCCCCAAGGAUUUGACCCGGCUGGAGCCGAGCAGUAACACAGAAAACCUUUGCACCCUGCUGGCUGAGUUCUUUCAUGUUUUUGGAGACUACAACUUUGCAUCCUGCAUGAUCUCACUCCGGGAAGGCCAGCCGCUGCCUCUGCCUGGCGUCCUGGAGUCCACAGUAGGCAGCAAACUCAAGCUGGGACCCUUCAACCUCCAGGACCCCUUCGAGCUGAGCCACAAUGUGGCCGCCAACGUCAACGAGAAGACGGCACUGCGGUUUCAGCGUUGUUGCCAGGCGGCUGCCAAGUACUGCCGUAGUUUGCAGUACCAGCGCAAAUCCAGCAAAGGCAAGAUCUGGGGCUUGGUGCGCCUCUUCCAGCCAGGCACUGCCGAGGCCGAGACCCCGGCUGCCACCGGGCUCGUCAUCAGCCUCCCCCUGACUCUGGCAUCGCUGCCUGCCCAGACCCGCAAGCAGCUGAGCCAAGCUGGGAAUAUGCAUCAGUGCUGGUUCCAGAAAGUCUGUUCUAGCAUCGCCUUUGUCUUGAAGGAUGUACUCAGAUGUGACUGCUUGGAGGCACAAGAGGGGUCAGAGCGGGAAGGAGAAGCGGUCACCGAAUGUAAACAGAGAGAACAGCAGACAGAAGCGGAUGCUGAACAGCCAUCGUCGGCAGGGCACAAGCGCUCCCUGGACGAAGAGGAAGCAGAUUUAUCUUCUCCUGCCCCUAAGAGGCUGCGAACAGAUACUCUGUCCCCAGAGGGGGAAAGCAUGACUUGGAACUGUGCCAUGUGGCGCAGGGUGUGGCUGGGACGCCGCCGAGUCAGGCGACAGCUCCGCGGGCCACAACCCAACUCACAGUGCGCAGCUGGUUCUCUGGAGCUGGAGGCAAAAGUAUCUGAGGCCAUUUCCCAACAGGAAGGAGAGGCAAGACCCACAGAUCCUUUGCUGCAGUUCACUGUUCAUGCCCGAACAGGGGCUGAUUCUUCGGGUGAGCAAGGUAUGCGCAUCAGUUUGUGCUUUGAGCCGGCUCCCGAGCAGGCAGCUGCCUUCCAAGAGUUCUUCCACUUCUUGCAAGGGUUCUUGCCCCGAGCAGUGGAGCAGCACGUGGUGAGUGCGACCUGAGCUUACCGAGAGGGGUAAUUUGCACAGAGGGCAUUUUUACCCCAUUUGACUGGGGGGCUGAUUUGUAUAGAGUAUUUUUCCCCUUUGUGAGAAUGAAAGGAAAGAGUUAAUGACAAAACUGAAAGGCAAUGUGAUUCCCAGUCUUUUUGGCUAUGCAUAAUUUCAUUUUUAUGAACCUGUGAUUCAUAUGAAUAUCAUUAGGUUCCCUUUAGAAGUGCUUUCCACUGGUUAGAUUUCGUAGGCUAAAAAACAGGGAGGAUCUUGCCAGUUCAUGACCCACUGGAGAAACUUACAAUUUGUGAUCUGAUGGUACUGACUUUUCCCUUUCAGUCAUCCCAGAAUUCACAGGUACACUGCCUCUUUACAAAGAAGUUCUAUUAUCAAAGAAUACCCGGACUGGUUCAUAUUGUCAAUAUUAUUUUUCUUUGUUUAGUGAACUUGGACAAGGAGGUUAUUCUAUUGCUGUACAAGAGCAAUAAAGUCAUCUGUUCCCUGUAAAAAAUAAAGACGUUCCAUUAAUUUA